Lepus europaeus (European hare) is the source of this 2668-nucleotide messenger RNA. It is a transcript of the gene XPNPEP2, whose product is annotated as X-prolyl aminopeptidase 2. The transcript has 21 exons. The record is from RefSeq and is a predicted model, not a curated record. Lineage: Eukaryota; Metazoa; Chordata; Mammalia; Lagomorpha; Leporidae. Gene Ontology annotation, molecular function: metalloaminopeptidase activity. Bases 221 to 2239 code for a protein of 672 amino acids.
GCCCAGGUUGUCCUCAGCCUUUCUCGGCUCCCAGAACCCUCGGAAAGAAAGAUCAGAGGGGGACUCUCCAGCCACCCACCUGACGCCUCCUUCCCAUCGCCAGCCCCCACCUCCUGUCUGCUCCUGCCCUGGAAAGGCCUGAAGGAAGAGGCCAGAGAGACAGCCCUGCCCUCUCUCUCCCCAGCCCGUCUACGCACCCAGCGCGGCAUCUGGAGGCCCCAUGGCCUGGGCUCACUGGGGCUGCUGCCUCUGGCUGGUGCUUCUGUGCGCUCCUGCCUGGAGCCGCUCAAACGCAGUGAACCUCGCAAGGACGGAUGUGAGAAACUGUUCAACCAACCCUCCGUUCCUUCCAGUUACUGCAGUGAAUACCACAGCACGGAUCACAGCCCUACGCCAGCAGCUACAGGCCCAGAAUCUCUCUGCCUACAUCAUCCCAGACACAGAUGCCCACAUGAACGAAUACAUCGGCAGACAGGACGCCAGGCGUGCGUGGAUCACAGGCUUCACAGGGACUGCAGGAACCGCGGUAGUGACCAUGGGGAAAGCAGCUCUCUGGACAGACAGUCGCUACUGGACUCAGGCGGAGCGGCAGAUGGACUGCAACUGGGACCUCCACAAGGAAGGUAACACCAUUGUCAGCUGGCUGCUCAACGAGAUUCCUGCUGGAGGACGUGUGGGCUUCGACCCCUUCCUCUUCUCCAUUGACUCCUGGGAGAGUUAUGACUCGGCCCUCCAAGGCUCCGACAGACAGCUGAUGUCCAUCCCAGUCAACCUUGUGGACCUGGCGUGGGGGUCAGAGAGGCCCCCGGUGCCAAGCCAACCCAUUUAUGCCCUGCAGGAGGCAUUCAUAGGGAGCACUUGGCAGGAGAAAGUGGCUGACAUUCGAAACCAGAUGCGGACGCACAGCAAAGCCCCGACUGCUGUCCUCCUCUCAGCGCUCGAUGAAACGGCCUGGCUCUUCAACCUGCGUAGCAGCGACAUCCCCUACAAUCCCUUCUUCUAUUCCUACACACUGCUCACAGACACCUCCAUCAGGUUAUUUGCAAACAGCAGUCGCUUCAGCCCUGAGACCCUGCAGUACCUGAACUCCAGCUGCACAGGCCCCAUGUGUGUGCAACUCGAGGAUUAUAACCAAGUCCGUGACCAUGUCCAGGCCUAUGCCCAAGGAGAUGUGAAGAUCUGGAUUGGGACCAGCUAUACCACUUAUGGGCUCUAUGAAGUCAUACCCAAGGAGAAACUCGUGGAAGACACCUACUCCCCAGUGAUGGUGACCAAGGCGGUGAAGAACAGCAAGGAGCAGGCCCUGCUCAAGGACACCCACGUGCGGGACGCUGUGGCCGUGAUCCGGUACUUGGUGUGGCUGGAGAAGAACGUGCCCCAGGGCACAGUGGACGAGUUCUCAGGGGCCGAGUUUGUGGAGAAGUUACGAGGAGAGGAAAACUUCUUCUCAGGAUCCAGUUUCGAAACCAUCUCGGCCAGUGGCCUGAACGCUGCCUUGGCACACUACAGCCCAUCCGAGGAGGUGCACCGCAAGCUGUCCACAGAUGAGAUGUACCUGCUGGAUUCUGGGGGGCAAUACUGGGACGGGACCACAGACAUCACCAGAACAGUCCACUGGGGCACCCCCUCUGCCUUCCAAAAGGAGGCAUACACCCGGGUGUUGAUGGGAAAUAUCGAUCUGUCCAGACUCAUCUUUCCUGCUUCUACGUCAGGGCGAGUGGUGGAAGCUUUUGCACGCAAAGCCUUGUGGGAUGUUGGGCUCAAUUAUGGUCAUGGGACAGGCCAUGGCAUUGGCAACUUCCUGUGUGUGCAUGAGUGGCCAGUGGGAUUCCAGUCCAGCAACAUUGCCAUGGCCAAGGGCAUGUUCACUUCCAUUGAACCUGGUUACUAUCAAGAUGGAGAAUUUGGGAUCCGUAUUGAAGAUGUGGCUCUCGUGGUAGAAGCACAGACCAAGUACCCAGGUACCUACCUGACCUUUGAAGUGGUGUCUUUGGUGCCCUAUGACCGGAAUCUUAUCGACGUCAGCCUGCUGUCCCCCGAGCAUCUCCAGCAUGUGAACCGCUACUACCAGACCAUCCGCGAGAAGGUGGGCCCGGAGCUGCAGCGACGCCAGCUGUGGGAAGAGCUCGAGUGGCUGCAGCAGCACACUGAGCCCCUGUCUGCCAGGGCGCCACACACCUCCUCCUUGGCCUCUCUGGUGGCAGCCUGCACUCUUGCCAUCUUGGGCUGGAGCAGCUAGAGGCUCUGGCUCCCUGCUGGACCCUCCACCUCCACGUGGCCCAUCACCUGGAAACCACUGCCCACCCACCCCCCAAGCCACCUCCUCCUGGGCCUCUGGGGCCCUAGGCAACACUGUUCAUCCUGGGCCUCUACACCUCACUUUGGGCUCCCAACCCCAGGCCAAGAGAUAGUACAUGUAGCAUGUAACCUGGUCCAUCUGCUAUAGCUUCUUCUUGCCCCUAAAAUACAAGAGCAACAGGGCCUGAGAUGUUCCCACUCCCAUUGGCUCCUAACUUGCCAUGUACUUGAGGCUUCCUCCGGGCACCAGCAUAUGCCCCCAGCCCUUCUAUGGCCUCCUGGCUACAGUUCGUGGGGGAGAAGGCCUGGGGCUCCUCCAGACUGCCUACUGUACCUACAGAGAGGUGACAGAAUCCCUUAGCCCACCUUG